This is a messenger RNA of Anisakis simplex (herring worm), 1119 nucleotides long. The record is from the annotation of a GenBank genome assembly. Lineage: Eukaryota; Metazoa; Nematoda; Chromadorea; Rhabditida; Anisakidae.
AUGCAGCUCGCAUCUCCAUGUAACAAUGCGUUUAUUUUCAAGACGUCUGCCUUAACCGAAAGCGAUUUUAUUAAUGCGGACCGUUUGACUCAAGCAGAUUUAUGGAAUAAAAAUGCGAUGCCAAUCGAGGAUGUGAAUAAACAUCGGACGGACAUUCGUGGACCGGUGGCUAACCGGAGACGUUUUCGGCGAAACGGCGUGAGCAAACCCACAAAACUAUGGCCUAACGGUAAAAUACCCUAUGCUGUAUCACCACAUUACACCAAAUAUGAAAGGGCACUACUGGCGAAAGCUGUCAAACAGUAUCAUGAGAAGACGUGUGUUCGCUUUGUACCAAGACAACCAGGUCAAGGAGAUUAUUUGUAUAUUGGCAAAGUUGAUGGAUGUUUCUCGGAAGUUGGCCGCACGACCGGUGUUCAAGUGUUAUCGCUGGAUAACGGCUGUAUGGAAUAUGCGACAAUCAUUCACGAGAUGAUGCACGUUGUUGGAUUCUAUCAUGAGCAUGCAGACAUCGAUAUAUCCUACCGAUUCCCAUUGGUUGCUCCGGAAAAUCCAUUGCCCGAAAUCAUUAAACGUAAAUUUGUUAUAGAACGAUGGGAUCGUGAUAAUUACAUCGAUAUUAUUUGGCAAAACAUUGAUAAAGGAGCACUGGAUCAAUUUGGAAAGGUGGAUCUAAGCAAAACUUCAUAUUAUGGUCAACCUUACGAUUAUCGUUCCAUUUUACAUUACGAUAGUCUUGCGUUCAGCAAAAAUGGUUUCCCGACAAUGUUACCCAAACAAGAAGGCUAUGCAUCAACGAUUGGAAACGCGAAAGAUUUCAGCGAGACGGAUCUAGCUAAAAUCAAUCGCAUGUACGGGUGUCCCGAGAGAGUCGGUGAUUCGAAGUCAUUCUUCAGAGCAAAUAGUACUCCGCUUUAUUCGCUAACUCUAAACAAGUUUGACGGACCACUGCAUCGUGCAACGUAUCACGACGAAAAUGUGGUGAUUUCGAACAAAGAAGGACAAAAGCAUUGCGAGGAUCAAAUAACGGUUUGUUGGUGGGCACAGAAGCGUUGUCGAAUGUCGUCGAUGAAGGCAAUGAUGCAGAAGUAUUGCGCUCGAACCUGUAAUUUUUGUUAG